Arvicanthis niloticus (Nile rat) is the source of this 3251-nucleotide messenger RNA. RefSeq names its product thrombospondin type 1 domain containing 1 (gene Thsd1). Lineage: Eukaryota; Metazoa; Chordata; Mammalia; Rodentia; Muridae. The record is from RefSeq and is a predicted model, not a curated record. Gene Ontology annotation, cellular component: cell periphery.
UUUUGGGGAAAAAAAUCCCACAAUUUUGGUGUGAGAAAGGACAUGAGGAGACUACAGGCCUGGGAUCUUCCCAAUCAGAAUGAAACCCAUGUUGAAAGACUUUUCAAAUCUCUUGCUGGUGGUGCUUUGUGACUAUGUCCUUGGAGAAGCUGAAUACCUCCUCUUACAAGAGCCAGUCCAUGUGGCGCUGAGCGACAGAACGGUAUCAGUGGGUUUCCACUACCUCAAUGACGUCAACGGGACUCUGAGGAAUGUGUCUGUCAUGCUGUGGAAGGCCAACACUAACCAGACUGUUACCAUUAAGUACCUCCUGACCAACCAAGCCCAGGGAACACUCCAGUUUGAAUGCUUCUACUUCAAGGAGGCUGGUGACUACUGGUUUGUAAUGAUCCCGGAAGUGACAGACAAUGGCACUCAAGUUCCCCUCUGGGAGAAAAGUGCCUUUCUGAAGGUAGAAUGGCCUGUCUUUCACAUUGACUUAAAUAGGACAGCCAAGGCCACAGAAGGCACCUUCCAAGUGGGUGUUUUUACCUCCCAACCACUCUGUAUGUUUCCCGUGGACAAGCCAGACAUGCUGGUGGAUGUUAUUUUCACUGACAGUCUUCCCGAGGCAAGAACAAGUUUGGGACAGCCUCUGGAGAUCAGAGCCAGCAAAAGGACAAAACUCACUCAGGGUCAGUGGGUCGAGUUUGGCUGCGCACCCAUAGGGGUGGAGGCCUAUGUUACCGUGAUGCUGAGGCUGUUGGGUCAAGACUCAGUCAUUGCUUCUACAGGACCGAUUGACCUGGCCCAAAAAUUUGGAUACAAAUUGAUGAUGGCACCGGAAGUCAUUUGUGAGUCUGUGCUGGAGGUAACGGUAGUGCCACCUCCUUGUGUUUUCAUCCAAGGAGUGCUGGCUGUUUACAAAGAGGCCCCCAGACACCCGGAGGAGAGGACUUUUCAGAUGGCUGAAAACAGGCUGCCCCUGGGAGAAAGGAGAACCGUGUUUAACUGCACUUUGUUUGAUAUAGGGAAGAACAAAUACUGCUUUAACUUUGGAAUUUUGAAGAAAAGCCAUUCUUCUGCAAAGGAAUGCAUGCUAAUUCAGAGAAAUAUAGAAACUUGGGGACCAUGGCAGCCGUGGAGCCCGUGUAGCACCACGUGCGGGGAUGCUGUCCGAGAGCGUCGCCGUGUGUGUGUCACUUCUUUUCCCUCCAGACCCAGCUGCUCUGGAAUGUCCUCAGAGACCUCUCCAUGCUCCCUGGAGGAGUGUGCUGUUUUCCGGCCACCAGGUCCAUCGCCUAUUCCACCCCAGGACCCGGUGAAGUCCAACAAUGUGGUGACCGUCACAGGGAUAUCCCUGUGCUUGUUCAUCAUCUUCGCCACGGUGCUCAUCACUCUCUGGAGGAGAUUCGGCAGAGCCCCCAAAUGCAGCACCCCGGCUCGCCACAACUCCAUCCAUUCUCCUGGCUUCAGGAAGAACUCGGACGAGGAGAACAUCUGCGAGCUGAGCGAACCUCGUGGUAGCUUCUCAGACGCGGGUGACGGGCCUAGGGGAAGCCCAGGGGACACAGGCAUCCCAUUGACUUACAGGUGCAGUGCAUCAGCGCCUCCUGAGGAUGAGGCCUCCGGCAGUGAGAGCUUCCAGUCCAACGCUCAGAAGAUCAUCCCGCCCCUGUUUAGCUACCGCCUUGCCCAGCAGCAGUUGAAGGAGAUGAAGAAGAAAGGGCUGACAGAGACCACCAAAGUGUACCACGUGUCUCAGAGUCCCCUGACAGACACUGUGGUGGAUGCCACUGCCAGCCCUCCCUUAGACCUGGAAUGCCCCGAAGAGGCAGCAGCAGCAAGCAAGUUCCGAAUUAAGUCUCCAUUUCUGGACCAGCCUGGGGCAGGUACCGGGGAAAGACCCCCCUCCAGGCUGGAUGGCAUCCUGCCUCCGCCCAGCUGUGCGGUCAGUCCCAGCCAGACCCUGAUCCGGAAGUCGCAGAUGAGGUCGACUGGUGGGAGAGAUGGCUCGUCCGAGAGGUGCCACUCCAGAAGUUCCCUCUUCAGAAGGACUGCUAGUUUUCAUGAAACCAAGCAGUCUCGCCCUUUCCGGGAGAGGAGUUUGUCAGCCCUGACUCCUCGCCAGGCCCCCGCCUACAGUUCCAGGAUGCGGACCUGGGACCAGAUGGAGGAUAGGUGUCGGCCCCCCAGUCGAAGUGCCCACCUGCUUCCAGAGAGACCAGAACACUUCCAAGGGGCGGGUCGGACCAGCAGUCCUUUGGGUCCACUGUCCAAAUCCUACACUGUGGGGCAUCCCAGGAGGAAACCGGACCCGGGGGAUCGCCAGGCAGGAUUGGUGGCAGGAGCUGAGAAAAUGGAGCCUCACCGAGCUCACAGGGGACCGUCCCCCAGUCACAGGAGUGCCUCAAGGAAGCAGUCUUCCCCCGUUUUCCUCAAAGAUAGCUACCAGAAAGUCAGCCAGCUUAGCCCUUCUCACUUCAGAAAAGAUAAAUGUCAGAGCUUCCCCAUCCACCCCGAGUUCGCCUUCUAUGACAAUACCUCUUUCCGCCUCACCGAGGCUGAGCAGAGAAUGCUGGACCUCCCGGGAUACUUCGGCUCCAACGAAGAGGACGAAACCACAAGUACACUUAGCGUGGAGAAGUUAGUGAUCUAGGCUAGGAAGCCGCAGGACUCACCCAGGGUCCUUCAACCGUCUGGCGAUAUCCGAUACUGCUAACGUACUUGCUGUUGGCCGCAUUGUACAACCGUGGAAAUUAGUUCGCCCAGAGGAUGUGUGUGUACGCAUGUGGUUUUAAUUAAUCAGGAAGAAGUGAUUUAUCCUGAACUUUCUUUUUGUUAUCCCCUUUCCAUUGGCUUAUUUCUACUAAUAAAAUUUAAAGAAGGCGAACGUAUGAUGCAUUUUGAACACUACACGGGAUGUUUCCAAUUUAGGAAUCCGGGAGCUUUUCCCAAGGGGGAGGAGCCUCCCAAUGCCUGCUGUGUAUGCAGAACCAUUUUCCCUGUGACCUUGCAUCUUGCUUUGUUGUAAAGUAGGAACCAAACAAAGGAGUCUAAAUAUGGGGCUGCUUCUUUUUAAGUUUGUUACCAAGGCCUAAUCCCUUUAGGCCCAGUGGCCUAACACUAAUCAGCAUACUCCAUACCUAGCUCCACGCUCCUGGUGACCUCCAGCUACCCCGCCCAUCCUGCCCUUAGACUGAUUUCCUUCUUUUAGAGUUUAUCAGGAUGUCAGGCAGCUGGGGAGGUUUCAGAUAGGGGGAAAUCACAAA